AUGGAGCCUGCCAGCCUGGUAACAGGCAUCAUUGCCCUCGCUGGCCUCUUCAACAAUGCCGUCGACUGCUUCGAGUACGUUCAACUCGGACGCAAGUUUGGCAAAGACUUUCAAACCAGCUUGCUCAAGCUGGACAAUGCAAGGCUGCGGCUAUCGCGAUGGGGCCAAUCCAUAGGACUGAGUGGCGACCUCCAAGACGUGCAAACACUCAAUCAGACGCUUGUUUCAGCAGAGAAUGUAAAGAAAGCCGACGAGAGACUUAGCCAAAUCCUGGAGCUCUUUGCCGACGCAGAAGGGGUGUCAGCUAAGUUCAAGAGCCGCACCAAACCCGACGACGCAACCCUACUAGAGCAAGCUAUCGGAGCCGGGUUAGAUCCUGUAGCAGCAUCUCUUCAUCAAAAGAUGCGCGAACUCUCAAUCAAGCGGCAGAAUCAGACAAGCUUGCGACAAAAGACGAAGUGGGCACUGUAUGAGGAGAAGCAUUUCAGAAGGCUGAUUGAAGAUACUACCGAUCUGGUCGAUGGCCUAGUGGAGCUGUUCCCCGCAGCUCAAGUGACUCAGCGGAACCUCUGCGAGAUAGAGGUGUCAGAGAUGGGGACAGAUGAGAGUCUUUCUGUAUUAAAGGAUGUUGCUGCGGAUCAGGACGCGUAUCUGGAGGAUGCCGUUUUGAAAGCUAUUGAAAGGCGCAUGUCUCAGAGUGGUGGAUCUAAUGCUGCCUUCUAUGGAGCCAACUACGGCAUGCAACUGCAUACGAACACUGGUACUAUGAACAACACCCUUGGUAGAGGAUAG
This is a messenger RNA of Coniosporium apollinis CBS 100218, 792 nucleotides long. RefSeq lists its product as uncharacterized. The transcript has a single exon. Bases 1 to 792 code for a protein of 263 amino acids. The record is from RefSeq and is a predicted model, not a curated record. NCBI's taxonomy places the organism in Eukaryota, Fungi, Ascomycota, Dothideomycetes.